GGUGCGGUCAUACUCCUGUGUGCAAGAAAAGCAGCCGGUCAGUAUUUCUGGUCACUGGUUUGGCAAAAAACGCACCAGCAGGAGUCACCAUGUCUUUGGAUCUGACCGAAGCUUUAGGUGGGGGUGAGGAGGUGAAGAAGGAUGAUGCUCAGAAAAAUGAGUUUAAGUUUCCCUGGAGCAAGGACAAGGAUAAAGACAAGGUUAAGGGAGACAGCAAGGACAAGUCCGACAGCAAGGACAAGUCUGACAAAAAAGACAAGUCUGACGAAAAGGACAAGUCCGACAAAAAGGACAAGUGUGACAAAAAGGACAAGUCUGAUGAAAAGUCAAAGGAUGGAGACAGCAAAGACCACAAGAGCAAGAACAAGAAGAAAAAGGAGAAGAAAGAGGGAAAUGAAUCUGGCUCAUCCUCAUCCUCAUCUUCUUCUUCAUCCUGCAGCAGUGAUGAGGGUUAAUGCCUCCUGCAGGAACCGGACUGCUCUACUGGUCUCUAGUGUCUAUUAACUGAAUGACUGUGUGGUAGCUGGCCGACCGCCUGCUGAUCGUUUCUAAACAAAUCUGCUGAUUCACUGAAGUAAAUGUUUUGACACAAAAAUGCCUGCAGGAUUUCUUUUCCCCCAUCAAUGUCUUCUGUUAAGUAAAGUAUGUUUUCUUUACCACGAGAUGGCAGUGUAAUCUGUUUUCAGGUCAAACACAGUUCUAGUCUCAAGUUUUAUUUUCAAGAUUUACAUUGUAAGGGUACAAAAAUAUAGAUGAUGCUGUUUGUCAUUGUAAUUGAUUGAAAUGGAUUCACUUAAGUAAGAGAAUAAAUAAAGCAGGUGUCUGUUAUAAUAUGUCUUUUUUUAAUGGAAAACCUCAGUCUUCACUGAAUGUGUAAUGAGAGCUGAGAGCUUUAUUUGACCGUUAAUCAAGAUAAUGCACAACCAAAAAAUGGAAAAUAGCAACAUUUGCUACAAAAUAAAAAGGAGUGUGCAUCAUCAAACAGCA
Molecule: messenger RNA, 987 nt
Organism: Plectropomus leopardus (leopard coralgrouper)
Lineage: Eukaryota; Metazoa; Chordata; Actinopteri; Perciformes; Serranidae
Source: RefSeq, a predicted model, not a curated record